Messenger RNA from Cinclus cinclus, 738 nucleotides. It is a transcript of the gene C1QTNF5, whose product is annotated as C1q and TNF related 5. Gene Ontology annotation, molecular function: protein binding. The record is from RefSeq and is a predicted model, not a curated record. The transcript has 2 exons. NCBI's taxonomy places the organism in Eukaryota, Metazoa, Chordata, Aves, Passeriformes, Cinclidae. Bases 7 to 738 code for a protein of 243 amino acids.
GACAAGAUGAAGCAGCUCUUCCUGCUCUUCCUCCUCGGGCUCAUCAGCAGGUCCUCGCAGAUCGAAGACAACAAGAUCCCUGGGCUGUGCUCAGGGCAGCCGGGUAUCCCUGGGACCCCGGGCCUGCACGGGGGCCAGGGUUUGCCAGGCAGAGACGGACGAGAUGGCCGGGAUGGAGCCAUGGGGAUGCCAGGGGAGAAGGGCGAGAUGGGCCCUCCUGGAGUGCCCGGUCCCCGCGGGGAGGUGGGCAGCCCCGGCGUGGACGGGCUGCACGGUGAGAAAGGGGCUCAGGGCGAGUGCGCAGUGGCUCCCCGCUCCGCCUUCAGUGCCAAGCGCUCCGAGUCCCGCAGCCCUCCCCUGGCCGACCAGCCCAUCCUCUUCGACGUGGUGCUCAUCAACGAGCAGGGCCACUACGACCCGGCCACGGGCAAGUUCACCUGCGAGGUGCCCGGCCUCUAUUACUUCGCCGUGCACGCCACCGUGUACCGCACCAGCCUGCAGUUCGACAUCAUGAAGAACGGCCACUCGAUCGCCUCCUUCUUCCAGUACUACGGCAACUGGCCCAAGCCCACCUCGCUCUCGGGGGGCACCCUGGUCCGCUUGGAGCCCGAGGAUGAGGUGUGGGUGCAGGUGGGCGUGGGGGACUACAUCGGCUUCUACGCCAGCGUCAAGACGGACAGCACCUUCACCGGCUUCCUCGUCUACUCCUACUGGCAAAACUCCGCCGUGUUCGCCUGA